AUGCACGGUCGAAGUCCAAGUCCAUCACCACGCGCAACUGAGCAGCCGCAGCCGACAACGUCGCUGACAAGCGACACAUCUUUACUUUGGAGCCGUGCUUACGAAGCUCUGCGGGAAGAAGAUGCAGAGUUAGUGGAGCAGUACGAGAUACUUCUUUCCCAAGAGGUAGAAGAGCCUAGCGCACUCGGGAUACAAGGAACUUGUCAACAGCACGAUGACGAACGUCGACAUGACAACCGAAUCGAUGCUGAUCCCGACAAGCGUUAUGCUCAACUCCAGACGAUCACCGACCGAGGCCUUCGACGCACUGAUGAUAAGCGAACGAAAUACACUCUAUUUGGGCACCAAUUUAUCCUGAGGGACCAGGUUCAACAGACUGCUCAAUUCGUGCAGACUAUGAAAGGUAUUAUCGGUGAGGCUUUUAAGGCGUCUUCCGAGGCGUCCCUCGUCUGGGCCGGCAUAUGUGUCUUACUACCAGUCUUCACCAAUCCAAGUGCGGCAGAGGAAGCCAACCGUGGCGGCUUAUCAUAUGUCGCCUCUCGUCUUCUAUACUACGUCCAACUUGAACGUCUUCUAUGGCCAGAAAACCUGCUCGAAACAGGACCACAGGCAGAGUUCCACGGCCAUAUCGUCGAUCUCUACCGACAUAUCCUUGAGUUCCAGAUCAAGACCGUCAUCCGAUUCUACCGGAAAUGGCUUGCUAACAUGAGUCGCGAUGUUAUCCAAUACGACGACUGGAAAAGGAUGAUGUCCAAUAUACAAGAACGAGAGCAAAUCAUACGAGAAGAAUCAAACACUCUGAAUAGCAUUGCUUCGCGGAAUACCCUAGAAGCCAUCAGAAAAGUCGCACAGCAAAACUACAAUGACAUGCAGUCGCUUCUAUCGAUUGCAAAGGAUCAUCUCGAUGUUUCAAGGGAACACCGCGACAUUUCGGCAGAGCAGCUUCAGCUCCAGAUCGAAAUGUUCAACAGUCGCCCUCUCGACCUUUGCGUUGUCAACGAGGCGCGCUUCGACAGUGCGGAUGUGCAAGACAGGCCGAGAUGUGAGAACGGUACCCGGGUCCGCGUUCAGGAAUCGAUAUACAACUGGGCAAACGAUGACUCUGGCGAACCGUUCUUCUGGCUUGUGGGCCCGGCGGGGACCGGCAAGUCCACCGUUGCACGGACGAUUACAGACUCUUGGGCUAAGCGGAAACAACUUGCUGCUGGUUACUUCUUCAAAAGAGGAGAAAAGGGCCGCAAUGACACCAGCCGGCUAUUCGCUACUAUUGCUGUGCAGUUGGCUGAUACGAUUCCCUGCUUUCAAGAGCAUCUUAGGCGCUCUAUCGACGGUCUAGACGGAGAUGCCAUCGGAGAGAGGGACCUUAGGACGCAGUUUGACAAGCUUAUCAUGGGUCCCCUCAUAGCUCUCGUAUCCGUCCAUAGCAGCCAACAGCCCAUGGUUAUCGUCAUCGAUGCUCUAGAUGAAUGUGAGCGCCCUGAGCAUUUAUCACAGGUCAUAACACUACUGGACAAGCUUCAGGACAUCCGCACAGUACGCUUGCGUGUUCUGUUCACGAGCAGGUUCGCACCCGAGGUCAACGCGGCAUUUGAGCCCUUCAUUAGCCACAAUAAUGCUCGAACGUUUGAGCUUCACCGCGAAUUCUGUGAAGAUGCUAAUUCCGACAUCCAGACCUUCCUGAUGGUCAAAUUCGCAGAAAUCAAAAAGAGGCGCAAGGUGCAGCAAGACCCGUGGCCUGCCGAUGAAGAUCUGGCUCGCAUGGUUCAACUAGCCACAGCCCCUGAACCCCUCUUCAUCUACGCCGCUACUCUUUACCGUUUCGUCUUUGACGAGAAACGCCUAAGCAACCCGAAGAAACAGCUAAAGCUAUGGCUUAAGCAAUGCGAAGAGGGGAAGUCCCAGCUACAUCAGAUCUACGAUCCUAUUCUCCGCCAGAUACUUAGCGACGAGGAAGCAGACUCUGACCAGCAGCUGAAGUUCCUUGGGGCUCUUGUUCUUCUUGCUACCCCGCUAUCUGCUGCCUCACUUACCGCUCUCCUGGGUAUGGACAUUGAUGACGUCAACUGGUGGCUCCUCGAGUUACAUGCAGUGCUGGAAAUACCCCCCGAACGUCAUCGCCCCAUCCGAUUGCUGCACAAAUCGUUUAGCGAUUUCCUUCUGCACUGCGAUGAUACAGGCAACGUACAAGGAGAUGAGAUUAACCAAGACGUGAUGGACACACAUAUCCCCGCCGAUCUCCGGUAUGCUUGCCUUUACUGGGUGUAUCAUUUACAACAAAGUGAAUGGUCUCUGGGAGAUGACAUCUGCGAGUUCCUCUACGAGCACUUCCUUUACUGGUUAGAAAUAUUGGCACUCCUGGGCAAAAUGUCGAAUGGAGCCGCCGCAAUUCAGCAAAUUACUAAGAUGUGUCAGCAGCGCUCUGAGACACUUGCUGAACUGGGUGAGUUCGCAAAAGAUGCCAGCAAGGUCAUAGGAAGUUUUGGAUCCAUGAUUGAGCGGAUGCCACUUCAGAUCUAUGGGGGUUUAAUUUUGUUCCUACCAGUUGCAAGAGUGAAAUUGGAUUGGGAUGCGCAUCGGCAGACGCUCAAGGGCCACACAUCUUCGGUCGUCGAGGUAGCCUUCUCGGCCGACGGUCAGUUGGUGGCGUCGGCGUCAAGCGAUAGAACAGUGCGGCUCUGGGAUGUAGCCACAGGCGCAGUGUGGCAGAAGCUCGAGGGCCAUAGUAGAGGAGUUUCCGCGGUGGCCUUUUCUCUAGAUGGUCGACUCGUUGCGUCAGCGUCGCACGACGAAAUGGUGCGGCUGUGGGACGUGACUACGGGUGGGAUAAAGCAUACGCUCAAAGGCCACACGUCUGCAGUCUUUACAGUAGCCUUUACGCCAGACAGUCAGUUAGUGGCCUCAGGGUUGUUCGAUCAGACAGCGCGGCUCUGGGAUGCUGCUACAGGCGCAGCCCGCCAGACGUUUGAGGGCCACGAAGGUUGGGUUACCAUAGUGACCUUCUCGCCGGAUGGCCGAGUCGUUGCGUCAGCGUCGACCGACGAAACGGUGCGGCUGUGGGAUGUGAACACGGGCGCGCUCCGGCAGACGCUCAAAGGCCACACAUCUGCAGUCAACGCCGUAACCUUCUCGCCAAACAGUCAGUUAGUGGCGUCAGCAUCAAGCGACACGAUAGUGCAGCUAUGGAACACAGCUACAGGGGCAGUUCAGCACAAGUUUGAGGGCCAUGGAGAUGCAGUCCGCGCAGUAGCCUUCUCGCCAGAUGGCCAAGUGGUGGCGUCAGGUUCGCAUGAUGAAACAGUAAGACUUUGGGACGCUGCAACAGGUGCAACUCCUCGGACGCUCAAGGAGGAUCAUGUGGUCCGCGAAGUCAUAUUCUCGAUGGACGGCCACAUGGUGGCGUCAAUAUCAGGCGAUAGGACACUGCGGCUCUGGGACGCAGCUACAGGCACAGCGUUGCGGACGCUUCAUGGCCAAACUGCGAUCCACGCAGUGGCCUUCUCGCCAGACAGCCAGAUACUGGCCUCAGCAUUAGAAGAUGGGGCAGUGCAGCUCUGGGACGCAGCUACAAGUACAGGCCAGCAGAUGCAUGAGGCUGAGGGCCAUAAGGGCAAGGUUUACGCGAUGGCUUUCUCACCAGAUGGCCGGGUAGUGGCGUCAACGUCGCAUGAUAGAACGGUACGUCUCUGGGACGCAGCUACAGGCGCAGCCUUAAAGACAUUUGAUAGUCAUGGUGUGAUUUACGCGGCAGCCUUCUCACCAAAUAGCCGUAUGAUGGCGUUAGCAUUGGAGGACAAGAAAGUGCAACUCUGGGAUGUAGCCACGGGAGCAGCUCAGCACACACUCGAUGGCCAUGUGCGCCAAGUAUACAGCGUAGCCUUUUCGCCGGAUGGCCAGGUGAUAGCGUCAACGUCGGACACGACAGUGUGGCUCUGGGACGUAACUUCAGGCGCAGCCCUGAGGAGGCUUGAGGGCCAUGAGAAUACAGUUCUCGCAGCGACGUUCUCACUAGAUAGCCGGCUAGUAGCAUCAGCAUCAACUGAUAUGACGGUACGGCUAUGGGAUGUAGCCACAGGCGCGGCUCUGCACAGGCUUGAGGGCCAUAGAGAACUAAUCUAUGACGUGACGUUCUCUCCAGGUGGCCAGGUGGUCGCAUCAGCAUCGCUCGAUAAAACCGUACGCCUCUGGGAAACAGCUACGGGCUUAGCCCUGCGGACGCUCGUGGGUCAUGAGCAAGGGGUUGCUGACGUGACGUUCUCGCCGGAUGGCCAGAUCGUAGCAUCGGUGUCGGCUGAUAAGACGGUGCGGCUCUGGGACGCAGUUACGGGCGUAGCUCUACAGACACUCGGUUUGGGUUACACGCGAUAUCUUGCAUUCGACCCAUGUUCCACCGCUCGGAUAUUUACGGACUUCGGUGCUGUUGACAUAUUGACAGGCUCUUUGACUGCCGAGUCACAUUCAUGCGGAGAGAUGGUAUCGUCUCCAUCAAUCAGUGGAAUUGGCAUCGGUUCCGACGGCGCCUGGAUUAUGGAAGGGAAGAUGAAGACCAUUUGGAUCCCUGAUGAUCCAAGUUCGCAGGUGAUUACCACGUCGUCCGUCGCGAAUCGGCUACUGGUUGACUCGACCACGACGGUGCAGCCCUCGAACCCGAGAACGGUCGAACCCGAGAACGGGCCACCCAUCGACAGUGACUCGUGGCUUGACCGCAUGAACCAUAAGAUCGACAGUGUUCCAUGGAACGGCAAGAAAAUGACCAAAACCCUAUCUGGGGCUUGA
Molecule: messenger RNA, 4773 nt
Organism: Colletotrichum aenigma
Lineage: Eukaryota; Fungi; Ascomycota; Sordariomycetes; Glomerellales; Glomerellaceae
Product: putative WD repeat-containing protein
Exons: 7
Coding region: 1-4773 (1590 amino acids)
Biological process (GO): negative regulation of transcription by RNA polymerase II
Cellular component (GO): transcription repressor complex; nucleus
Molecular function (GO): protein binding
Source: RefSeq, a predicted model, not a curated record